GUCCCCGCCAUGCGCCCCCCACAGCCUGCGGCCCUGUGCGCCCCGCCGCUGCCGCUGCCGCUGCUACUCCUGCUGCUGUUGCUCCCGCGUGCGCCGUCGGGCGCCUCUGAGGUCCCCAGGGCUAAGGCGAAGGCGCAGAUCCGGCAGCGAGAGGUGGUGGACCUAUACAACGGGCUGGGCGCGUGCCUGCAGGGCCCGGCGGGGGUGCCCGGACGCGACGGCAGCCCGGGGGCCAACGGUGUCCCCGGCACCCCCGGGAUCCCGGGCCGGGACGGCUUCAAAGGAGAGAAGGGGGAGUGCUUGCGGGAGAGCUUCGAGGAGGCCUGGACCCCCAACUACAAGCAGUGUUCGUGGAACGCGCUGAACUAUGGCAUCGACCUCGGGAAAAUCGCGGAGUGCACCUUCACCAAGAUGCGGUCCCACAGUGCCCUGCGGGUCCUAUUCAGCGGUUCACUGCGGCUCAAGUGUAGGAGCGCGUGCUGCCAGCGCUGGUACUUCACGUUCAACGGCGCAGAGUGUGCGGGUCCGCUCCCCAUCGAGGCCAUCAUUUAUUUGGACCAAGGGAGCCCUGAGCUGAAUUCAACAAUAAAUAUCCAUCGCACUUCCUCUGUGGAAGGACUCUGUGAAGGGAUUGGUGCUGGCCUCGUGGAUGUUGCCAUCUGGGUCGGGACCUGUUCCGAUUACCCCAAGGGAGACGCUUCCACAGGCUGGAAUUCAGUGUCGCGCAUCAUUAUUGAAGAACUCCCCAAAUAAACCCUUUCAUGUUUCAUUCCCUACCUCCUUUUUAAAUUGUGAAAUAGCAUUUGAAGAUUAUUUUACAUAUACAUCUAAAUGAAAAACACUAGCCAUGUUUACAGACCAAAGUGUGAGCUUGCACUGCUUUGAAAUCUGGUAUCAGCCGUUUUACUUCAAUCAAAACCGGCUUCUGGAGUUCAGCCAAUCAGUAGACCUUCUUCACGUUCUCAUUCCUGAACCUACAGUUGGGAAUUUUGUGGUGCUUAAUUUUUCCUGUUUGCUUGGUGUAGCAUUUUACAAAUAUAAAAAAGUUAGCAGCCUUUGUACAAGUUGUAAAUGUAUAGUUGUUUUACACUUGUUAAAUAAAACAUAUUUCAAACAA
Molecule: messenger RNA, 1117 nt
Organism: Cavia porcellus (domestic guinea pig)
Lineage: Eukaryota; Metazoa; Chordata; Mammalia; Rodentia; Caviidae
Gene: Cthrc1
Product: collagen triple helix repeat containing 1
Exons: 4
Coding region: 10-753 (247 amino acids)
Source: RefSeq, a predicted model, not a curated record